GGAGCGGGGCGGGCGAUGCCUCCCCCCGCCUCCUCCCUCCGUCUCUCCCUCCCUCCGUCCUCGGCUGCUCGCGCCGCCGGGACCAUGGGCUGCUGCUGCCGCCUCCUCCUCGCCCUCCUCCUCCUCCUGCCCGCAGGACUUGGUGAUGACCCUGUAGCACUGUCCCUUGCUCCCUUCCCAGUGGUGGGGACAUCAGCAGGGCCAGGCUCAGGGGGCACGUCUGUCCCCACAGCAGCUCCCCAUCAGUCUACACCUCUGACCGCUGAGGGACCCACCAGUAAUGGAGUGUCCCCUGAGGUGGGUGGCCGCAAUGAGAGCACCACGGCCAUUCUGUCCACUGCCUCCACCCCCACAAACACUGUCACUGCAGCAGACAGCCUAUCAGUGGCCCCCAGUUCGGUGCCACCAACCCUGGAGACGGUCUUGAGUCCUUGGACAGCACAUUCCAGCCUGGCGAGAGGCACGACAGAUUUGGGGACAAAUCCCAGCCCUGUGGGCACACCUGCAUCCUUCUCCUCUUCCUCCCCUGACAGCAGCACCCUGCACUCAUCCCCUGGGACAGCAUUGCUCUCACCAGCCAUCUCCACCCAGCCAUCGGCACUGAUGAAGGAUGUCCCUUCCCCAGGGACAAUGGCUGUGUCAAGCCUGGCCAUGGAGCCAACAUCCCCCUCAGAGACUGUGGCCAGCCCCACCAAAGGCAUGGCUGAAGAAGGCAAAAGCACUCCCUCGACUGGUGUCACCAUAGAAGAGGUCCCACAUGCCUUGAGUGCAGGCAGCAUCGUGGCCAUAACCGUGACGGUCAUCGUGGUGGUGGUGCUGGUCUUUGGGGCGGCAGCGUACCUCAAGAUCAGGCACUCCUCCUAUGGAAGGCUGCUGGACGACCAUGACUACGGCUCCUGGGGGAACUACAACAACCCCCUCUAUGACGACUCCUAGCAGGAGAAGAUCCUUAUUUAUCAGCGCUUCCCCAGCAUGCACCUGCUGCUUGUCCCCACCACGCGUGCUGGUUGCAGCCUGGAGGCCAAGCUGCUGCUGUGAUCAGCACAGCGUGGCAGGCCCAGCAGGAGGCGGCUGGCUGCAGGGCAGGUGCACCCAAGUGUUGGUGCUUUGCCUGGGAAGCUCUCUGAUAAUAUGGGUGGGUGCUGCUUCAGCAGUGGAGGGGGACCUGGGGCAGGUCCUUUGCUGCUAGCCCAGUAAACCCAAAUUCCCAGUGGGAGGGCUGAGGGAGGCUAAGGCAGAAGACGGCAGCCCUGUGUUUUCCCUGGAAAGAACGUGGAGUGUCCCGUUGCUUUACGUGCCCCUCCCUCCAAGAUCACCUCCCUGCACUGUCCCACUGCAAAACCAUAUGCCUUCCCUCAUCUGUGGUAGCUCACCAUGGGCAAUUACAUGACUGCUUACA
Molecule: messenger RNA, 1399 nt
Organism: Coturnix japonica (Japanese quail)
Lineage: Eukaryota; Metazoa; Chordata; Aves; Galliformes; Phasianidae
Gene: PARM1
Product: prostate androgen-regulated mucin-like protein 1
Cellular component (GO): Golgi apparatus; plasma membrane; early endosome
Source: RefSeq, a predicted model, not a curated record